CAAAGACUUCUUCCCUUCAACCUUGGCUCCAUGUGAUUUCCAUCAAGAGUUUCUGGCCCUCCAUUCUUCAGAGGCUUCUUCCAGGGGAGACCCUGCAGCCCACUUUGUAGAGCCUGGUAACCUCUCACUUCUCAGCCCUGAUGGCCUGGCACUUCUAGAGAAACAAGUCCAAAAGAGGAGUGACAUCCUGAUGUGGAAGGAAAUGAAAAAGGGUACUUUUCCAAAACAAACAAUUGCUGAUAAACAUGACUUGGCAGCCUCCCUUCCUUUCAGGAGCAGCAAAGACCAAUCAAAGGAGCUGCAUAUGCAUCAGCAGCCCCCAUAUCCUAUAACAACUUUGGAGGAAGGCCAUUUACAGCAAACCCCUAUCCAGCUCUUCUGGGGUCUCCCAACUCUUCAUAGUGAGUCCUUGUUCUCUACCGCCCAUGUCUCAGAUGAUUGUUCCUCCAUCUUUAUUUUCAACAGAAUCUCAAAUGCCUCCACAGAGCAGGAAUCCCCAGUAGUUCCCCAUCCUCUUCCUCUAUCCUUGCCUGAGAACCAGCCUCAACUCCUGACUCAAACCCAGCCCCAAUCCCAGCCCCCACCCAUCCCUCAGGCCCAGCCCCAGGCCCACCUUCAAUCCCCACUCCCAAUCCUGCCAUCUUGUCCUCCACCCCAGAUUAAGAUCUGUGGAGUGUGUUUUCACAGACCUCAGAAUGAAUCAGAGUGUCUCAUAUCGACUGAAAUGAAACAUCUGGAAUGGAAUGUGUUGCAGAAGGAACAGGAAAGUAUGUGGGGUUUACCCACUGUUGUCCGAAGAUCCCAGGAGGACUAUUGUCCUUCAGCUCCUAACCCUCCUCUUAACCGUUGGGCCUCCCAGGCCCACGUUGCAAUCUCUAUCCUUCCUGGACAGUUUCCUCUCAGUGAUGAGCUUCGGACAAAACUAGAGCGUCACCUUCGAAAGAGGCUCAUCCAGCACCGGUGGGGCAUGCCCUACAGGAUCUAUGAGCCUCUAUUAUUGAUGAUGCGUCCAAGAAUUUUUUCAGAGAUACCUGCCUCACAGCACUAUCGUGGACGCACAUGGAUCUCUAAGAGUCAGAGUAAAUUGAGCGCAUCUGAAAGCUUCUAUGAGGGGGACUCAGACAUACUUCAGCUAGAGGACGAUGACCUGGAGAAGGACGGUGACCAGAAGGACAAAAAUGACCUGGAGAAGGAUCAGAGACACCACCCAGAGAAGGGCCCAAAAGAUUAUCUGUUGACUGACCCAGAGAGCUCUUCAGAUAAUGAUAUGGGGUAUGAUUGUGAGAAAGAACUUAGGAGCCCAUCAGAGAAAAACUUAACGGUGUCUGUGGAGACUGCAGGUCAGAGACAACUUGAAAAUGCUCUGAAAAUACAUCAGAGCAAAAAGUUUAAAGAAAUCAGUGAGGGUCAGCUCCCUGGGACUGUGCACAGUUCAUGGCAUAGUAUGAAGCAGCCAUUGCUUCUUUCUGAGAAAUCCCACACUGAAGUAAAACAGAAAAGUUUGUCACCAUCAGUGGCUGAGGACUGCUCCCUGAAUACUUUCCAGGAGCUUCCCUUUGUUGAAUCUAGAGCACAACAGAUGCUGGAAGCCCAUAUUAAAAGGUUUC
Molecule: messenger RNA, 1607 nt
Organism: Ailuropoda melanoleuca (giant panda)
Lineage: Eukaryota; Metazoa; Chordata; Mammalia; Carnivora; Ursidae
Product: spermatogenesis-associated protein 31D4-like
Exons: 2
Source: RefSeq, a predicted model, not a curated record